UGUCAGGGUCGAUGCAUCUGUGUGGGAGUUGAUGGGAGUUCGUUUGGACGGUCUGAUUCCUGCAGCCAUACUGCCACUACUACUAACCAUGGUAUUUUACCUCGGACCCCUGGUUCAUUCUGCGAUAGACAACCCCGAAGGCUUCACUGGGGAACUGCAGUCUGCACUAGAUGUUCAGUCAUGGAGGUUGUGUGUAGGUGAUGCAGUGUGGCUCAGGAACCAGGUGGUGGCACCAGUGACAGAGGAGCUGGUGUUCAGGGGGGCCAUGCUGCCCAUGCUGGUGUCCUGCACUGGACCCACAGCUGCCAUCUUUAUCGCUCCCCUGUUCUUCGGUGUUGCCCAUUUCCACCAUAUCUCAGAGCAACGCCGCCUCCACAAGGACAGUAUAAGUGUCAUCCUCUUAGUGUCAGUGAUGCAGUUCUCGUACACGACUGUGUUCGGUGCCUUCACGGCCUUUAUAUUCAUGAGAACUGGCCAUGUUGUGGGUCCAAUGUUGUGCCAUUCAUUCUGUAACAGUCAGGGCCUGCCUGACAUCAGCUCUGCCCUGCAACACCCUCAACGAUCAGCUCUACUCUUUUCAUAUCUGAUGGGGGUGCUGCUGUUUCUGGUGCUACUCUUCCCGCUGACGGACCCCUUCCUCUAUGGUUCCAUUCCCAUCUGCAGCCUGGCUGUACCUGCAGCAUCUGUAUGCUAG
Messenger RNA from Perca flavescens (yellow perch), 694 nucleotides. RefSeq names its product CAAX prenyl protease 2-like. Gene Ontology annotation, cellular component: endoplasmic reticulum membrane. Bases 32 to 694 code for a protein of 220 amino acids. Gene Ontology annotation, molecular function: metalloendopeptidase activity. Gene Ontology annotation, biological process: CAAX-box protein processing. Lineage: Eukaryota; Metazoa; Chordata; Actinopteri; Perciformes; Percidae. The transcript is spliced from 7 exons. The record is from RefSeq and is a predicted model, not a curated record.